This is a messenger RNA of Clarias gariepinus (North African catfish), 746 nucleotides long. RefSeq names its product interferon-induced protein 44-like. The transcript is spliced from 4 exons. Bases 1 to 492 code for a protein of 163 amino acids. The record is from RefSeq and is a predicted model, not a curated record. NCBI's taxonomy places the organism in Eukaryota, Metazoa, Chordata, Actinopteri, Siluriformes, Clariidae.
AUGUCCUAUAUUCUCUACACAAUUUGUCAGUUUAAUCCUCUUAAUCCAAUUGCUGAAACUGACCCAAACUACAUCAGUAACCCCGGUCUGAAAGACAGAGUGCACUGUCUGGUGAGUGUUCUACCAGCCGACAGAAUCUCUCUCAUUCCUGAUGAAGCUAUCCAAAAAAUGAGAGAUGUUCGGAAAAAAGCUAGUGACUUGGGGAUUCCUCAAGUUGUCAUUUUGCCGAUGGUUGAUAAAGCAUGCCCUCUGGUUAACAAGACCCUGAGGAAGAUCUACGAAAGCAAAAAAGUUAAAGAAAAGAUGGAAGUUUGCAGUCAAAGACUGGGAGUCCCGAUGAACUGCAUUUUCCCUCUGCUCAACUACGCUGAGCAGAUUACCAACGACAUGCACACAGAUAUUCUGAUCCUCAUGGGAGCGACCAACAUCGUUAGUUUCGCAAAUGACUAUGUUGAAGACCAGGUUUACAAUGUAAACCAACAUUCUGAAUAAAUUCCCAGUGUGUCCAGUUUAGUCUCCAGCAGAGAAACAACAUGAAACGUGUCAGGAAAACGCAGGAUGAACAGGAAUGUACAUAGAAACAAUAUGUUUAAUCUUUUCACUUUAUUAUUAAUAUUUAUCUGUCCAUGUGAAAGAUGGUGUCAAACUGCCUCCUCUUUUUUGUUACUCUCUCUAACACUCACCUGUGUAAUGACAAUUAUUUCCUACUGGUUUCAAUACAUACAAUAAAUCAAUGUAAUAAGAGA